Molecule: messenger RNA, 2212 nt
Organism: Somion occarium
Lineage: Eukaryota; Fungi; Basidiomycota; Agaricomycetes; Polyporales; Cerrenaceae
Source: the annotation of a GenBank genome assembly
AUGACUAUAGCCCCACUCCUCGGCAAGAAGGCACUCUUCGGCGACUAUCGGACAUGGAUAGCGAUCCUAUGUGCCGCCUUUGCAAUCGCCUCAAAUGUUGGCAUCCUCUUCGUUUAUCGUAGGACAUUGCGGUUUGGGAUAAGCAUUACGAAAGGCAGAUGGCGGUAUAUUGACGAUGGAGAUGCAAUCGCCAUACUCGGUUUGUGGUCACACGCUCUCCAGGCGAUCACUAUACUGGUAGGAGGAUGGGCAUUGGCACAACUUUGGAGUAGGCGACUUUACAGUGGACUUGGUGCAAGUCUUGCUGCGCUUCAGUCGUUGGACCUCUUUGCUUCCCUUGCCUCAUUGCUGACGGCUUGGCUCUACCUAUUCCAGAAACGCUAUGCUUCUAGGUCAGCUCUAUGGCUGUACAUCCCCCUCCUUCUUUGUGCAUCCCUUUUACAGUACUAUCCUACCGCCGUCCUGAUCCUGGUCGCGCCAAAUUUCCACGAGGUCACGGACGUUGAAAAGAUUCAUGCCCAGACAGAACCUUUCAUGUCUGAUCCAGCCAAUGGGACUCCAUGCGUGAACCUCACAGACGACCGUUUGGACGUGUGUCUAGGCAGCUGGUAUUUGGGAGACGCAGUGCAGGAUGUUCUCAUUUACAGCACGUAUAUACCGCAGUCGGAUACGUUCGAUGGAGAAGAACUUCCACGGGGCAGGCGACCUAUGUGGGGUCUGACGGGCGCAGACAACUUCUCGGCGGUCUUUCUGACUUGCCUAAACACGGCUGUCCUCGACGGCGUUCUGCAGUCACACGAUUUUAGUCAUUCCAUCUCUUAUGCUGCAAGUAUUCCUGCUAUCGUUCCAACACUCGUUUCCCAAUGCGUUCAGCUUCCACAAUCGUCGAAUAUUUCUGAGAUGACCAUCGGCGAUGCAUCCUAUCGAGUGCCCGCUACGAUUCCUCUGUUGAUGAAUGGCUACGCUGCGGGUCAGGUCACGACGAACAAUAUGUCUCUUAUCCUCACAUUUCCUUCCCUCAUCCCGUCGGCCAACGUUCACUGUGCCGUCAAUCUCAGCCUCUCAGAUGGUCGUGGGAGCAGUAUGGUUGUCGACUUUCAAAUAAACCAAACUAGUUCAAGGCUGGACUACUUAGGUCAAGACGAUGAUAUCGUGAACCAAGACGGCAAACUUACUAUUUCCCGCUGGGAACCCAUUGCCGCCUUUGCCCGUAUCUGGCUGUUAGGAAUGGGUUGGAGUGAAGAGCCUGUCCAGAAUGCGAUGUCGUUGUAUAUCAGCGAUCUUGGUCUUUCGGUGGGAUCGAGACCUCAUUUCACUAAUCGCAACACUGCCGUAGGCCAUACAUUUGAAGCUUACUCAAUCAUAAUGAUGGCAGAUGGCGUCAGUGAAGGCUUUCCUCCGUGGCAGAAUAAUAGUGAAUCCACUGGACGCCUCCAGUCCUACUCAAUACAGAGGACGGUGCUUUACUUGGGAGCCCGCACAGCGACAAGAUAUAUUGCAUGUGGGGUCCUUGCGUUGGACACCCUUUUCCUGCUGUGGUGUUUGUGGAUCAUUUUGAGCGGAGGUGGAUGGUAUCCCGACUGGAGCAGCCCUGCUGCUCUCGCUUGCACUGCAAUCUGCUCAAACCCUAUUGCUGGAUAUGAAGGGAGUACGAAGGGGGACAUAGACUCUGUUGCCUGGAAAAUCUGGCUUCAGCUGGAUCCUAAUAGCAACGAAGAUGUUAUUCGCUUCAUCCCGAAGGAUACUAGGAACGUGGAGCAAACGGCGCAAGGAUCUGGGUAGAGAGUCUGAUUAUUGGAGACAGCGAGGUUCACACCCGGAGAACUUAUGUUCAUUCAUGUCGCAUCUUCCGAGUGUGUGGAGUGUGGCGAGGGCGAUGUAUAUUUUUGUUAGAGAGCCGUAACGUCUGUUCAUCAAUGUUAAUGAACAAAAUCCUAGUUCAAUAUGUAUACGUCCAGAUCAUCUAUCUAUACCAGUAGUCGCACAUAUGAGCAUAGUUUAAACUUUAAGCACAAUCGUUCUCCGAAAGCGUGGUAGUACUAUGAUGUAGAUACCUAACGCCAAGAUCGAUCGAGAUGGACAGAAAUCAAAGGGCUAGUAAGUACUAGUAGUACAUGCGCGUGCUGACGCACGAAGGUUCUCGUCUGCUGUAUCUUCUCUAUGCAGGCCAAUCACUGGUUUAUUGAGACGAGAAUAGACGACCAGUAAAUAG